Molecule: messenger RNA, 2088 nt
Organism: Uloborus diversus
Lineage: Eukaryota; Metazoa; Arthropoda; Arachnida; Araneae; Uloboridae
Product: nephrin-like
Exons: 9
Coding region: 81-1769 (562 amino acids)
Molecular function (GO): protein binding
Source: RefSeq, a predicted model, not a curated record
AAAAAAUUUGUUUAUUCCUUAAAGUUUUUAAGAUGCGCCAUCCAUGUUAAGGUUCUGCGAUUAGCAGACAAUGUGCUACAAUGAAUGUUUUAAUUACUGCUUUUUUAAUAAUUGUUUAUCUUUAUUUUUCUGGUUCGCACGUAUCAAUAGUUGAUGAAAAUGGGAAGGCCUUAAUGGAUGUAAUAGGCCCCGUAAAUGAAGGAUCCAGUUUAUCCCUGCUGUGUGAAACAAAUUCAAGAGUGCCAUCUGUUGUGACAUGGUGGAAAGGAGAAUCUCUACUCGAUGACAGUUUUGUUACCAUGCCAAGGGGUAUAAUUCGUAAUGAAUUGACACUAUCCUACUUAGAUCGAGGGGAUUUGAUGUCCACUCUAACUUGCCAAGCAUCUCCUAAAAAUGAAAGUGAAGCAUCAGAAGCAUCAGUUAGUGUAGACAUGAACUUGAAGCCUUUAGAUGUCCACAUUACAUCUUUACAACGUCCUUUGUCUGCUGGCCGGAAAACUACUCUUAAGUGCCAAUCAACUGGUUCAAAACCUCCUGCCAGAAUCAGUUGGUGGAUUGGAAGCAAGCAACUGUUAGAUGCUACUGAAGUAUCUUAUGAAACUACAACUAUUAGUAAACUGGCAUAUGUGCCUGUACCAGAAGAUCAUGGGAGAGCAAUGUCUUGCCGUGCAGUCAAUCCAGUCCUGGAUGGUCAUAUAUUAGAAGAUCACCGUUUGUUGAAUAUUCAUUAUGUUCCUUUGUUAUCUGUCACUGUGGGAACACCUCAAGCAUUUAUUUUAGAAGGUGAUACAGUCUACUUUGACUGCAACAUUGAUGCAAACCCACCAGUUACAGCAGUUGGAUGGCGAUUCAAGGGUCAACCACUUUACAGUGAUAUCAAAGCUGGCAUUAAAGUUCAAAAUAGAUCAUUGCUCCUACACAAGAUAAACAGAGACCAUUCAGGAAAUUAUUCAUGCAUUGCUGCAAAUUCAGAAGGUGAAGGAGUGAGUGAAUCUAUUGAAAUUUUUGUUCAGUAUGUACCUUACUGUGCUCCAAAUCAAAAGACCUCAUUUGGUGUCCCAUUGCGUAACACUGUUACAGUUGAGUGCUUAGUGGAAGCCAACCCUGAAGCAGUUGAAUUUCAAUGGUUUUUGAACAACACUUAUCGGCAAAUUCCUCUGAAAUCUUUUACCGUCAAUGGUACUUUGAGUUCCCUUUUGUACACUCCGAAAAGAAGCAGUGAUUACGGAACUUUGAUGUGUUUGGCUCAGAAUAGUGCAGGCCUUCAAAAAGAGGCUUGCUGUUACAAGGUCUCUCCUGCAUCUGUGCCAAAUGCCGUGGAAAAUUGUGAGGUGGACAACGAAACAAUGACCUCUGCUGUCAUUAGAUGUGAUCCAGGACAUGAUGGUGGACUUCCGCAAGAAUUCCAUUUAGAGUUGUAUACUUCUCAUGGUCUGGUGACAACUGUUGUGGAAAAAGGGCUACCGGAAUUUGAAAUCAAUGAACUUCCCACUGGUACUUCCCUGAUUGCUCUGGUUUUUGCCGAGAAUGAUUAUGGGAGAAGCAAUGCUGUUGCUUUUACUGUUAUUACAAAGGAUAAGCAUAAGCCAGUGAAAGGUUUGGCUUGGAAACAUGUUAGUCCUGUCAUAGCUGUAUUGAUUGCUGUCAUCAGUCUUCUAGUAUUGGUUGCAAUUAUAAUUGUUGUCUUCUCCAAACACUGGUCUCCAAAAUCUGGAUCCCCUUCUACUUGGGAACCCAGUGAAUUCAAACCUGGUCAUCAACACAUUUGAAGCGACUGAUUUGAAUAUACCACCAAGGGUGUUCAAACUGAUUUUUAUACGAAAUUUUAUUUUUACUCUACCAUGUAUUUUGUUUACAAAUUAGAAAAGUUUUUAAUAACAUGCUAUUUAUUACUAGCAUUUGAGAGGAAUUUUUUCUAGUAUAUUUUUAUGAGGAUAUGUUUUGAGAAACGUGUAUGAAACAUUAAUUGAAGUCAUUUUAAUCAAAUUUUCUAGUCAUUUUAUAUUUUGUUGAUUUUACCUUAUUUCAAAAACUUCAAGUUAUUCUGUUUGUGCAAUUUUUUACAAUAAAUUAUUUAUUGUCAUGAAA